CCAAAAGAUUCAAUCUAAAGCUACAAACUGGCUAAGGAAAGUGCUCUCUAAAUCUAAUACAAACAAAUUCAUUUUCUCCAUUUAUUCCUUUUCACUGCUAAUUUUAUUUCUCAAUUCAAAGGAAAAAAGAACAAAAAAAAAAAAAAAUCCACAGUCUCUCUUUCUCAGAUUUUUUUUUCUGGUUCUUCUUCGUAAUCAAGCCUUAUAGCUCUGCUUCAGAGUAGAAACUUAUCAAAGCUUCAUAAGCAAGACUGAGAAAACAAGGUGAAGAGGAAGAAUCAGAUUGUCAUUUUGAGCUGGAUUACCCCAAACAAAAACAAAAACAAAAAGAGCUUGGAUUUGAUAUUUCAAUUGUUUCUUUCUGCUUGGAAGUUUUUAUGUGUUAGGAUAGUUGAUUUCAUUGGUUGUGUCUGUGGUAAGGGAGUAACGAUUUUAGUGAUAGACAUGAUAUGAUUACGCAAUAUAAAUAAAAUAAAUUAAACAAGACAUAAUGGAUUUAUAUUUGAUGCAGUGACACAUCAUCUAAAAAUGAAUAUAAGUGGAUUUAUUUUAAAAAAUUUUAGAUGAUGUGUAAAUAUGUGAUUCAUUGACAAUACAUAAUUUAUAUACCGUUGCAUCAAAUAUUAAUUCUAUAUAAAUUUCAUUCAAGCAGACAAUUUCGAAAUUUGUAUUAUAUAAAUUAUCGACUAUCAAAUUCAUAUGCCAAGUAUCACACGAUUAAACAUGAGGACAGGACAAUUCAACAGUAGUAAACCAUUUUCGGCCCAUGUAUGGUACUGGUUCUUGGACCAUUAUAAUUUACAUUCUAUAACUUUGUAGGAGAGGUUUGUGAAUUAGCAUUUAUUGAAAACUUAAUGCUCACUUGCUUUGUUGGUGAAAAAGAUGGAAAAGGUAGGCAUUAAUGAUUUGAGAUCAUGGAAACAAAAUAUUGGUGGAUUUUCUUGCUGAUCUUUCAGGAUUGUUCGGAAUUAACCCUGUUUACAAUGCAAUACUUUGGGAUUUAGUAAUUUAAACCCUGUUUACCAGAUUUUAUGCUCAAGAUGGAGAUUUGCCUUGUCUUAACGCACACUUGCUGAGCAAAAUUUGUUGGUAAUCUAACUUAGAUGAGAAAGCAUCGUUUUAGGGAGUCUAUGAAGUCCUUCUUUGGGCAUCAUGUUGAUCCAGAAAAGGAUGAACAGCUUAAAGGAAGUAAAAUAGAAAUUGAUGACAAGGUGACAAAAAUAUUGAAGCUCAUCAAAGAUGGAGAAAAUGACUCCAAGAAGGAACCGCUUGUCCAGUUAAUUGAGGAUUUCCACAAGCACUACCAAAGUCUCUAUGAACAAUAUGAUCAUCUCACAGGGGAGCUGAGGAAAAAAGUUCAUGGAAAACAAGAAAAAGAUGCCUUGUCCUCGUCAAGUUCAGAUUCAGACUCUGAUUAUUCUUCGAAAGACAGAAACAGUAAAAAUGGCCAAUUGGAAAGCGAAUUUCAGAAAAUAGCUGACGGCAUUAAACAAGAACUUGAGGAAGCAAAUCUGGAAAUUGCUGACCUGAAAAGGAAGCUGACAGCUACAAGUGAAGAAAAAGAUGCUUUGAGUUCAGAUUACCUAGCCUCUUUAAGCAAGGUUCAAGAAGCAGAGGAAACCAUAGAAAAUCUGAAGCUUGAAUCUGAAAGAUCAGAGAGUGAAAAAUCAAAACUUUUGGUUGAAAAUGAAGAGCUGAGGCAUAAACUGGACGCUGCUGCAAAGGUAGAAGCUGAGGUUAAUCAAAGAUUGGAAUCUGCAGAACACCAAGUUAUGGAAUUGGGCGAAGGUCUUAAUGCUACCGUGGAAGAGAAUAAAUCCCUUAACUCGAAACUUUCUGAGGUUUCAAAUGAGUUUCAGCAGGCACAGGGCAGAAUACAACAGCUCAUGGCUGAAUUGAGUCAGUCAAAGGAGGAACUAGUUGAGAAAGAAAGGGAACUUUUGACACUCAAAGAGUUGCAUGAUAUGCAUGGGAGUCAAUCAUCUGCUCAGAUAAAAGAAUUAGAGGCACAUGUAACAAGCUUGGAACUUGAGUUGGAAUCAUUGCAAGCAACUAACAGAGAUAUGGCGGAGCAGCUAGAGAACAAAGCAAGUGAAGCAGAACAGCUGGGAGAACAAAAUAUAGGACUCCAAUCCCGCAUUUCAGAACUCGAGAUGAUGUUAGAAAAGAGAGAAGAAGAAGUUUUUAUUCUCACGAAGAAACUUGAGGAUGAUAACAGAGAAUCAUUGUCUGGAAUGGAGAACUUGACUGCUCAGGUAAAUAAUCUGCUAUCGGAGAUGGAGUCGUUGCAAGCUGAGAAGGCUCUGUUGGAAGAAAAUUUAGCGUUUAAAGGUGAUGAAGCAUCAAAUCAAGUACAGAGCUUAAUGGAUGAGGUAAACACAUUGCAGCAGCAGCUGGAAUCCCUUCAUAGCCAGAAGGCAGAACUGGAAUUGCAGCUUGAGAGAGAGAAACAAGAGUCAUCCGAAAGAUUGAAUGAAAUGGAGAACCAGAAAUCAGAGCUGAAGCAAAUGGUCGAGGACCUUCAAAGAGAUUUGGAAGCAAAAGGAGAUGAGAAAAAUGAUCAUCAGAGAAUGCUUAAAGAACAAGAAGAUGCAUUUAACAAGCUAAGCGAGGAGUACAGGCAACUUGAAACUUCAUUUCAGGACUGCAAAGCGCUUAUCGAAGUUACAGAAAGGAAGAUGCAAGAAAUGGCUGGAGAGCACGAUAAGAGCGUUCACUCCAAGGAUCAAACUGUAGCUGAUUUGGAGCAAAUUAUUGAAGACUUGAAACGAGACUUAGAAAUGAAAGGAGAUGAGAUAAGUACUUUUGUCGAGAACGUCCGCACAAUCGAAGUUAAGCUCCGCUUGUCAAACCAAAAACUCCGAGUCACGGAACAGUUACUAACUGAGAAAGAAGAGAGUUUCAGAAAAGCAGAAGCCAAGUUCAUGGAAGAACAAAGAAUGCUUGAAGAAAGGAUCACAACAUUGUCUGCAAACAAUGAAGCAUAUCGCAGGAUGAUCACUGAUAUCUCGGGGAACGUGAAUAAUACCUUGACUGGAUUUGAAGCUAUCAACCAGAAAUUCGAAGAAGGCUAUAGUAAAUACAAACACUGCGUUGAAGAAACAUCAAAAGAGCUGAGGAUUGCUAAACAUUGGGUUGGAGAAACAAAGAGCGAAAAGAAGCGGCUUAUGAAUGAAAUGACUAACCUGAUCGAGCAACUGAAAGAUCAGAAGGAAAAAGAAUCUACGUUACGGGAACAGGUUGAGAAGCUACAGAUUAAGGCAAACAAGGAAGAAAACGAGGAGGAGAAUCUGAUGAAAUCGGUGAAGCAACUGGAGAAUAAAGUUGAGUUGUUGGAGAGGGCAAUGAAAGAGAAGGAUGAAGGUAUAUUAGGCUUAGGAGAGGAGAAGAGGGAGGCCAUUAGGCAACUUUGCAUGUGGAUAGAUUACCACCGGAGUCGCUGCGAUGAUCUGAAGGAAAUACUUUCGAAAAGUGGCAGAGUUCAAAGGGCAAGCUAGAGUAAGUCCCUCAUAUUUUUCAUUACAUUAGUAUGUUCAUUUUGGUUCUGCAUUUAUGGAUUGUUUUUCAUUGUUUCAUUUGUUUUUUUUUCUUUUUAUUCCACAAGUUGGGCUGUUGAUAAAAGCAAAUUGUCAGGAUGAUGUUCAGUUAUGUCUCGUAAAACUUGGUUGCUUGUAAAGAUAAUAAAACUGCAGUUAUCAGAAA
Gossypium arboreum is the source of this 3702-nucleotide messenger RNA. Its product is annotated as COP1-interactive protein 1. The coding region runs from base 1104 to 3497 and encodes 797 amino acids. Gene Ontology annotation, molecular function: actin binding. NCBI's taxonomy places the organism in Eukaryota, Viridiplantae, Streptophyta, Magnoliopsida, Malvales, Malvaceae. The transcript has 5 exons. The record is from RefSeq and is a predicted model, not a curated record.